UAACUUGAGCUUUUUCCAUAGGGACAAAAAGGCCAAAAAGGCACAUGUUAAAGAGUAAAGGAAAACAAAACCGGCCCUUUCCUUUUACAACAAACAAUCCCCAAUUACUAAACUCCUCCACAGUUCCAUUUGUUUUUUCACUCAUAAAAGCCCACCAAAUCACAUGGUUCUUUUCCAUUUCAUGUCCCCAUCACGAGCCUGGAAUUUGCCAAUGGCAUUGCCUAGUUUUCUUCUUGUUUUCAUUCUCUUGCCUUCCAUUCAAGUCCUCUCCCACCCAACAUUUCCAAACAGCCAAAACCAAGCCAUGAACCCCAUGAUUCUCCAAACUUGUGACAAGAUCGAAAACCAAACGUUCUGUCUCUCCAGAAUCCAAACCAUGCUCGAAAACUCGGACGACGGUAACCCCACCUCGGUCCUGAAAGCCGCGCUGGAGGCCACACUGGCCGAGGCAAGGCAGGCCAUUGCGAUGGUCACGAAAUUCAACAGCUUGUCGGUCAGCCUCCGCGAGCAAGUCGCCAUUCAGGACUGCAAGGAGCUCCUGGACUUCUCGGUGUCCGAAUUGGCCCUGUCCUUGGCCGAGAUGAACAAGAUCCGAGCUGUCGGCCCAAAAGACCCACGUUCACAAGGGAACUUGAAGGCGUGGCUGAGCGCCGCGCUCAGCAACCAGGACACGUGCCUGGAAGGGUUCGAAGGCACGGACAGGCGCGUGGAGAGAUUUAUCAGGGGAAGCCUAACAGAAGUAACACAACUCAUUGGUAAUGUCUUGAUCUUAUACAGUCAAUUACAUACUUUACCCUUCAAGCCACCAAGAAACAACACUGGAAACCAAGAGAGCUCGGAUUUUCCCAAAUGGAUGACUGAGGGGGAUAAAGAUCUCCUUGUUUCUAGUCCCAACGGGAUGCACGUGGACGCGAUUGUGGCGUUGGAUGGGACCGGGCACUACCGGUCGAUUACGCAGGCGGUUUACGAAGCGCCGAGUUAUAGUAACAGAAGGUAUGUGAUUUAUAUCAAGAAGGGAGUGUAUAGGGAGAACAUUGAUAUGAAGAAGAAGAAGAGUUUUAUCAUGUUUGUUGGGGAUGGAAUUGGUGAAACUGUGGUGACAGGGGACAGAAAUUUCAUGCAAGGUUGGACCACGUUCAGGACAGCUACGGUUGCUGUUUCUGGGAAGGGAUUCAUAGCAAGGGACAUGACAUUCCGAAACACGGCCAGACCCGAAAACCACCAGGCCGUCGCGCUCCGUGUCGACUCCGACCAAUCGGCCUUCUACCGUUGUAGCAUGGAAGGGCACCAGGACACGCUCUACAUCCACUCUCUCCGCCAAUUCUACCGCGAAUGCUCCAUCUACGGCACCAUAGACUUCAUAUUCGGAAAUGGCGCGGCGGUCCUCCAAAGUUGCAAGAUUUACACAUUACCCCCUCUCCCACUCCAAAAGGUCACAAUCACAGCCCAAGGCAGAAAAGAUCCUCACCAGAGCACUGGGUUCUCAAUCCAAGACAGCUAUGUAUACGCGACCCAGCCCACUUACUUGGGCCGGCCCUGGAAACAGUAUUCCAGGACCGUUUUUAUGAACACUUUCAUGACUGGGCAGGUCCAGCCCAGAGGAUGGCUAGAGUGGUAUGGGGACUUUGCUCUUGGCACAUUGUGGUAUGGUGAGUAUAGGAACUAUGGCCCGGGUGCGUCGCUUUCCGGGCGGGUCAAGUGGCCAGGUUACCAUAUGAUCCCAGAUGCUUCCACGGCGAGUUUCUUCACCGUCAGGCAGUUCAUUGACGGGUUGUCGUGGUUGCCCGCCACCGGUAUCAAGUUCUCGGCUGGAUUAAGCAAUUAGGUUGAUGUUUUAUGUCUAAUGGUUUAAUGAAAUUUAAGUGAUUAUAGAAAGAUGAUGCAUAGACUGAAAAGAGUUAAGAAAGCCCAAUUUGAAGAUAGACUAGUACUAUAGAUUGUGUCACAAGAAUCACAACUAUUCUUUGCAGUUUAGUGAAGGCAGCUGACCAAUCAAUAAUACUCCAGCAAGAUUCUUUGUACCAA
This is a messenger RNA of Rhododendron vialii, 2025 nucleotides long. RefSeq names its product putative pectinesterase/pectinesterase inhibitor 22. Gene Ontology annotation, biological process: cell wall modification. NCBI's taxonomy places the organism in Eukaryota, Viridiplantae, Streptophyta, Magnoliopsida, Ericales, Ericaceae. Gene Ontology annotation, molecular function: pectinesterase activity; pectinesterase inhibitor activity. The transcript has 2 exons. Bases 164 to 1825 code for a protein of 553 amino acids. The record is from RefSeq and is a predicted model, not a curated record.